CGCGGCAGCGCCGGAAGUGGCGACUGGUCCGCGCGCGGAUGGCGGCGGCGGCGGCGGCAGCGAUGACGACGGCGGCGGGGGCCGGUGGGGCCGGCGGGGCCGGCGCGGCCCGCUCCCUCUCGCGCUUCCGAGGCUGCCUGGCUGCCGCACUGCUCGGGGACUGCGUGGGUGCCAUCUACGAGGCGCAGGACACCGUCAGCCUGACGUCAGUCCUGCGUCACGUCCAGAGCUUGGAGCCCGACCCGGGCACGCCGGGCAGCGCGCGCACAGAAGCCUUGUACUACACAGAUGAUACCGCCAUGGCCAGGGCUCUGGUGCAGUCCCUCUUGGCCAAGGAAGCCUUCGAUGAGGUGGACAUGGCUCACAGAUUUGCCCAGGAAUACAAGAAGGAUCCUGACCGGGGAUAUGGGGCUGGAGUCAUCACUGUCUUUAAGAAGCUACUGAGCCCCAAAUGCCGUGAUGUCUAUGAGCCUGCCCGGGCCCAGUUCAAUGGAAAGGGCUCUUAUGGCAAUGGGGGUGCCAUGCGGGUGGCAGGCAUCCCACUGGCCUAUAGCAGUCUCCAGGAUGUGCAGAAGUUUGCCCGGCUCUCUGCCCAGCUGACCCACGCCUCCUCCCUGGGUUACAACGGUGCCAUCCUGCAGGCCCUGGCUGUACAUCUAGCUCUGCAAGGCGAGUCAUCCAGUGAGCACUUCCUGGAGCAGCUUCUGGGCCACAUGGAGGAACUGGAGGGGGAUGCCCAGUCAGUACUGGAUGCCAAGGAGUUGGGUAUGGAGGAGCGUCCAUACUCCAGCCGGCUCAAGAAGGUUGGAGAGCUGCUAGACCAGGACUCAGUAAGCCGAGAGGAAGUGGUGUCCGAGCUAGGGAAUGGCAUCGCUGCCUUUGAAUCUGUGCCCACUGCCAUCUACUGCUUCCUGCGCUGCAUGGAGCCUGACCCUGAGAUCCCCUCCACCUUCAACAGCCUCCAGAGGACUCUGAUCUACUCUGUCUCGCUUGGUGGGGACACAGACACCAUAGCCACCAUGGCUGGGGCCAUCGCUGGUGCUUACUAUGGGAUGGAGCAGGUGCCAGAGAGCUGGCAGCAAAGCUGUGAGGGCUAUGAGGAGACAGACAUCCUGGCCCAGAGCCUGCACCGAGUCUUCCAAGAGAGUCUGUGAGGGCCAUGGCUGCGGGGACUCUGACAGUCCCAGCAGGACCAAGUGUAACUCAGAUUGGAAACCUGGAGUACCCUCACAAACUGGGAAACCCUGGCUUCCCUGCCUUGUGUUCCUAAAAGGCAGGCUGAGGGCACCCUUAGGGUUGAAGUCUUGGGAAGGUCAGUGGAACCAUGGUCAAAGGACUGGUACCUCCUUUUGGCUGGAGGUCCAGCUUCUUGUAGGGCAAUAGGGUGCCUUUGGUGUUCUCAAGAUGAGAGGGGCUGGGACAGGUUUGGUUUGGAGGGGUACCUGUGACAUUCUUUUUUAUCUAGAACAUGGGACUCGGGAAGGUGGAAAUGACCUGUGGAGCAUUGUAUCUCCCUCUGGAUAUUAAGCCAGUUUGGCAGACAGCUUGUCCUGGCUGGGCAGGGCCCCAGCAGCAGGUUAUGUGAAUCUUGGGACUAGCAUCUGCAUCCAGCCCAUGCUGGCCCUUGGCUGGCUUGGAUGACUUGUUGAUGGCUUCUGGUUGAAGUCACAGCAAUAAACACUUUUUAUCCUGUUUCUCCA
Messenger RNA from Nannospalax galili (Upper Galilee mountains blind mole rat), 1700 nucleotides. RefSeq names its product ADP-ribosylhydrolase like 2 (gene Adprs). Gene Ontology annotation, cellular component: nucleus; mitochondrion. The transcript is spliced from 6 exons. The record is from RefSeq and is a predicted model, not a curated record. The coding region runs from base 39 to 1154 and encodes 371 amino acids. NCBI's taxonomy places the organism in Eukaryota, Metazoa, Chordata, Mammalia, Rodentia, Spalacidae.